AUGGGCGCGUCAUCCGAAGAUGAAGCGCAGUUAUUAAUUCAACAAGCUGAGCGCAGCGGAGAUACCACAACUCUGACACGACUACAUUUGGAAGGGCACCCGGGUGCUGGGCGAACGCUGCUGACGGAAGGGAGGCUGCAAGCGCAGGAAGCAAUCAACUCAGAGCCGCCAGCAGCAUCUGCGUCGUCUCAUAUGGUUUGCGUCACGGAGCGUGGUGAAGGUGCACAGGGCAUGUGUGGAAUCUGCAGCAGAGACUUCUUCUUGACCGAACUUCUUGGUGUUCGUACCUGUCCACGCCUCUUGUGCAUCGAUUGCACACUACAUCUUCCCUGCCCGGAGUGUGGACGGAAACAUGAGAUUAGGGAUCCUGGUCCGCAUCUGAAAGAUUUGGGAAAGGACAGGUUGCACAUCAUUGUCUCUCGGAGAAGUCCCGAUGCCAACGCCAGCCAGAAGCUGCUUGUACUCUUCGACCUGAGCGGCGUUCUUUGCUGGUCGCCUCGGGAUGGCAAGAAAUUGGAGCAGGCUGCCUCGAGGCCCGUAGAAAGACCGAAGGGAAAGAAUGAGAAAACUUCCUGGUUGUACUUCCGACCCGGUCUACAAGAGUUGCUAACGUUUUUAGAGCGUCAAUUUGACCAUGCAUUGCUGGAGUUUGGCAUCUACUCGACUCGGAUCUUUGCCAACGCCGGGGUCGAUCUACGGCUCAUUCUUUCACAUUGUCUUCGCGAAGUGGACGAAGAGGAGUUGAGCGCUCAGUCAAGGAAAGAGGCACGGGAUAAGACGCCCGAUGAUUCAGAUGAUGUCUUUCACAAAGUGAGGUACCGCUCUCGAGGUCGAGAGCGGUUCUUGUGGUUUUUCACUCAAGAAGAUUGCGAAGCAGAUCCUGGAAACAGUGCCAUUUAUCCAAACACGGGUGACCGGAGCUACGUCUUCAGCACCGAUGUGGCGGCGAAGGCCGGGCGGACGUCUGAUGCCCUUCUCUACGUGGCUGGCAAUCAGAGGAAGUUCACUCUCCUGAAACAAGAGCAACUAGGACCCGGAGUAGGCCCUUAUUUCUGUUUGUUGAGGUUUGGGUUCCCUUAUAAUCCCCUUAAAACUAAAAAAGGGCCCCCUUCUGAUUCCUAG
This is a messenger RNA of Symbiodinium natans, 1122 nucleotides long. The record is from the annotation of a GenBank genome assembly. NCBI's taxonomy places the organism in Eukaryota, Dinophyceae, Suessiales, Symbiodiniaceae.